Austrofundulus limnaeus is the source of this 2619-nucleotide messenger RNA. Its product is annotated as E3 ubiquitin-protein ligase TRIM11. Gene Ontology annotation, molecular function: protein binding; zinc ion binding. NCBI's taxonomy places the organism in Eukaryota, Metazoa, Chordata, Actinopteri, Cyprinodontiformes, Rivulidae. The record is from RefSeq and is a predicted model, not a curated record.
ACACUGCCUGUGUAUGGACUGUGUGAGAAACCUGAGGGAUCACUCCUCAGAUGCACCUUUCCGCUGUCCAGACUGCAGGGCAGGUUUUGAACAGGUUGUUUUGGAACAGAAGAGCUACGCAUUGGCCAACAUCGCAGAGGAAUUCAGGUUGAACAAAAGGAGAAGGGCAAAGGAUGCUGAACGUGUUUACUGUGACUGUUGUCCGGAGAAGACGACUCCGGCUGUUAAGACGUGUCUGAAGUGUGAGCUGUCGCUUUGCAAAGAGCAUCUAAAGGACCACCUGGAGCUGCGGGUGUUCACUGGACACCCCCUGGUUCAACCUCUGAGCGACCUUCUGGAGAGAAAAUGCCCGCAGCACAAGGACGAGGGGCUGAGGUACUACUGCAGCUCAUCCAGACGCUACAUCUGCAGCAUCUGCAACCUGGAGAGCAAGCAACUGAGCGUCGCCUCAGAGGUCUCCGUUGUCCUGCGGCGACAGCUGACUGAGUACAUGGACCAGCACUUCAAAAUGCUCAGGGAGCAAAUCAUAGAAUCUACAAACACUGUGAACAACCAUCGCGAUAGAGAGAGAGGGAUGCCUGCUGACUCUAGACUCAACGGUGUCACUGUUGUUCUCCUACUUCUUUGGUUCAUAGUUCUUUAUUAUGCCUAUAACUACUCUGUGGAAAACCAAACGUUGGUGGAGGCGCUGGAGAAGCAGCAGAGCCGUGUGCAUCACACUGAAGGGAUCAUGUUGGACUUGGACUCUUCCAGUUGUCUCCUCAGAGUUUCUGCUGAUAACCAAACAGCAGAAAGAGUGAAAUCACCGCUGGAUUAUCCCAACAGUGACAGUCGCUUCGAUGAAGCCCCCCAGGUCCUCUCCACCCCGUGCUUUUCCUCUGGCGCUCACGUCUGGGAGGUGGAGGCUGAGGGCUGCUGGGACAUCGCCGUGUCCUACAAGAGCAUCCCACGAAAAAGCAAAGGCAGCAGCGCCUUUGGACACAACGCCGAGUCCUGGAGCCUCACGCACAGCGGAGAGGGCUGGCUGUUUGUGUGUCACAACAAACAAAAGACCACUCUGUCAGGGAUGCUGCAGAGCAGACGAAUAUCUGUGGAGGUUAACGUGGAAGAGGGCCGCAUCACGUUCAGCUCAAUGGAUCCAGUAAAAACUCUUCUGCACCAGUUCAGGGCGGAGCUGACUGAGCCAGUGUGUUUGGGUUUAGGUCUUCAUCACCUGGAUCCUCCCAGCAGAGCCUCUAUUGUUACAGCUUCAUGAUAAUCCUGCAGUUUUCAACUCACAACUCAGGAAUAACAUUUCUGUAGAAACAUUUAUUGUAUGUAGAGCACCUAAUUAACUUUGAUUGGUUGGAGAGCUUCGUUUCAGAUCAAGUAUUUUUACWGUAUAAAUAUUUAAGACCUUGUAAUAAAAGUUAUGUUAAAACAUUAAAAUUUCAUAUACGUUUGAUCAGUUCUCAUUAAAGCAGCUCUGUUUUUAUUACAAACACUUUAAAAAGCAGAAAAAUAACUUGUUUUAUGAGUUACAUUACAGGCUAGUUAAUUCAAGACACUUUCAGAGUAACUGCUAACCUAAUUUAUUAAAUGUUAAAAACCACAAACGAUCCAAACAUUAGAACCAUAAAAAAUAUAAAACAAGCAGAAUUGAAUCUUAUUUUUAGUAAUUAUUUUGGUGAACGUUUGCUAUUUUUACACUAACAGUCCAAGGAUGAAUCUUGUUUUUAAUAAGACAACAGCACAAGUAUUAAUUUCAUGCAGUGAAUUCAGUUGUCCAAAAAAUAAUGGAAAUUCAAACAGGAAUUUAAAUAAAUCUAUAUAUUUUUAAAGUUUUAAACUUACACUAAAAUACAUGUUUCUGGCUUUCGAUGUGAGAAAGUACUGUAUAUCGGAUCCACUGGACUCAAUUAAUGUUUGAGGAAAAAAAGAAAAGCAUUAACCCGAGAAAAACUAGAGAAAUUUAUUAACCUAAKGCCACACUAGAAAACACAGGAGCAACUCUGGAAAACACCCAAAACAUCCUGAGGUACAAAUGAUCAAACUAAGGCUCGAGGGCCAGAGGUGAAACAUCUGAAUCCAACCCUCAACAUGUUCAAAUGAAAACUACAAUCAUCAUAAUAUUGACUCUGAAGGCGAGUGAAAUCUAACAUCUUACCAUCAUUUUUAUCUGCUUUCAAGAAAUCGCUGUCAAUGUUUUAAACUAAUCAUUCCUGGCAGUUUAGUAAGGUCUGUGGGUGUGAGCUGAGAGAACCAGAUGGGAAGUAAACACUUCAAAUUAGGGAAAAAAUAAUAAUACUCCAAAUGUCUUUUUUUAAACCAAGAGCUGAUAUCUUCAUUUAUAAUAAUUACAUCUCUAACUGUGCAUUUUUGGUGCGUAUUUUUAAAGAAACCAACAGUGUAAAAAUCUGAAUAUUCAAGACAAAAAUGUGGAAACAAGAAAACUCAUCAGUUUUCAUAACAACAACAGGAGAAAAAAAAAAAAAGAUCAAUAAGUUUGUUUUUAUUAAGAAAACAUGAGAGUUAAACUUUCUUUAACACUUGACCGGUCUGAAAAAGGGAUUUACAAAAAGAUUAUAAUAAAAGGCAUUUUUCAAAUUUCAGAAAUUAAAUCUUAAAAUCACAAACUAA